GUAGGUGCCUGGACGCUGCGUGGCUGUUGUGCAGGCGCAGGGCCUCUAACUUGCCGCCAUGGAGAUCUUCCUGCGUCGCCAUCACCCGGACUCCCGGCUCUGGGUUGUGACUUUGCCGCACGGCUUCACCGGCCUGGAGCUCAAACAGCGCUGCUGCCAGCAGGAGGGCCUCCCCAUUGCAGAUGUUUACCUGAAAUAUAAUGGAAAGCUGGUUGAUGAAGAAGGGGAGCUGCAACAUGGAGGAGUUUACAGUCUGGAACAAAGACUUGUUGGAGGGAAAGGAGGUUUUGGGUCGAUGCUUCGUGCUCUUGGAGCGCAAAUUGAAAAAACUACAAACCGAGAGGCCUGCCGGGAUUUAAGCGGAAGAAGGCUGCGAGAUGUAAACCAUGAGAAAGCUAUGGCAGAAUGGAUAAAGAAGCAGGCAGACCGAGAAGCAGAAAAAGAGCAGAGGCGAUUGGAACGAUUACAACGCAAGCUUUCUGAGCCAAAGCACUAUUUUUCUGACCCACAGUAUGAGCAGCAGUUGGAUGAGAUGUCUGAGCGCCUGGAGGACUCCGUGCUUAAAGGCUUGCAAGCAUCAUCAAGUGCUGUGGUGUCAGCAGAAGGUGGAGCAGUUCGAAAACGUGCACACCCUUCCACAAAUACAGAGGCAAAGGAGGGAAAGAAAAAAUGUCUUUGGAUGGGAACAGAGGAUUUAGAAGAAUCUGGGAGCUCUGAUGAAGAGAGCACAGCAGGGAGCUGCUCCUCCAAUGAGGCUACACCUCAUUCCGAGAGCUCCUUGGGGAGUGCAAGUGUGGACAACAGUAGCGUUGAUGACAUGAGGGACUCGCCUGCCAGGCCCCUUGCUGACUUGUAUGUGCCUGAGCCUGCUUCAGUACAGCGGGAAACUCUAAACCAGACAGAACCAGGAGCUAGCAGCGAAGCAGCAGCAAACAUUUCGAGUUCACAGGACAGCCACAGGCUUUUAACAGAAGAGGGUGCCAGAGAAAGUUCUGAAGACAAGAUAGUCAAUACACAAGAUGUUAAUGCACCAAAGGUUAAUGAACCUGCAUUGAAAAAUUGGAUGGCACUGAACUCUGUGGAGGAGCUUGAAAGUUUAGGACUGGACAGACUCAAGAGUGAGCUGAUGACGCUGGGGUUAAAGUGUGGGGGCACCUUACAGGAGCGUGCAGCAAGGCUUUUCUCCGUGAAGGGACUGACCAAGGAAAAAAUUGAUCCGACGCUGUUUGCCAGAUCAGUCAAAGGGAAAAAGAAGUAAGAGUGACGAAUUGAUUUUUUUUUUUUGAAGGCUUUCACGUUUUCCUACUGAGGAGUCCAGAAUAAAUGACAAUUAAAGGAAGAAGAAUCAAAUUUAUUUCCACACCAGAAUCCUUUUAGAUAAGUACUUGUCCAGUAAGUCAGAAUCUCCUGAACUAUUUCAAUGAUGUGAACUGGGAUUUCAUGAUGAACGUGUUGACACCAGCUUCACCAGCUCAUUGUGCUGGACAGUUAGUAAAUGGCUCUUCAGAUCUCUUCUCAAUGCAUCGCCUUUACUUUCCAGACAAUCCACUCAUAAUGUUAGCCUCUCUGAAUCUGUAUCUUGAUGGCAGCUGCCUGUUGACGGUGGGCCGUGCUUGGAGCUGGAGUCACAUGAAAGCUGUGGGUUAAGACUGUCGGUUAUGUUUUUAAUUUCUUUCAUAAAAAUGCUGAAAAGAAGCAAAGAAAGUUCAUUUUUCUUCUGUUUUCUUUCUUUUCCAUCUCCAGCUCCAUUGAUUCCUUGAUGGGGUGCAGCCCCAUGGGUGCCAGCCACUACUGACUCCAUGGGCCCCAGGAACCGAGCCAUUCUCUACUGAGCCUUACUCACUCACCUGCGCUGUCUAACCAGCCAGGAGUUCUGUACUUCAGGCCUGACUCAUUGGUCUGUCCCCACACAAGACAAGGUUUCAUUCAACUCUGCUCCAGCUAGCUCUGACCCAGCAGUGAGAAAGAAGUCUCCAUGUCCUAUCAGCUACUUGGGUAAACCCCACUGAUAAUGUGGGGGUGGGAGGGCUGUUCCUGUGCCUUAACCAACUUGUCCCUAUGGGACGCAUGUGUGCUUUUCACAUUGGACAAACUGAAACCCUGUUGGUGUGGGCUCACUGGUUUGGUUUGAAGACUUGAGUGUGUGGUGAUGGGUCAAAGACCUGGCUGACCUCUCCUUGCCUCUUUGCUGGAAAAUAAUGGAGGAAAUGGAAAUGUAACAUGGGAAGAUGUACAACACGUGCUUUUGUUUUGGAUUUCCAGCAUCCGCAGUUUUUUGUUUUUAUUUUUUACUUGCUUUUAUAAGGUGGACAAUGAACAUUUACAGCAAUGGGGAGGUAUCCAUAAUAAAGCUGCCUUGUAGAAAGUUAA
Messenger RNA from Carcharodon carcharias (great white shark), 2370 nucleotides. It is a transcript of the gene sde2, whose product is annotated as SDE2 telomere maintenance homolog (S. pombe). Gene Ontology annotation, cellular component: nucleus. The transcript has 7 exons. Bases 59 to 1258 code for a protein of 399 amino acids. Lineage: Eukaryota; Metazoa; Chordata; Chondrichthyes; Lamniformes; Lamnidae. The record is from RefSeq and is a predicted model, not a curated record.